Molecule: messenger RNA, 6085 nt
Organism: Anopheles coustani
Lineage: Eukaryota; Metazoa; Arthropoda; Insecta; Diptera; Culicidae
Product: GTPase-activating Rap/Ran-GAP domain-like protein 3
Exons: 13
Coding region: 1-4017 (1338 amino acids)
Biological process (GO): activation of GTPase activity; regulation of small GTPase mediated signal transduction
Cellular component (GO): cytoplasm
Molecular function (GO): GTPase activator activity
Source: RefSeq, a predicted model, not a curated record
AUGGCGAGCCGUCCGUCUAAGCCCGCCAAAGGAGCGAAUCCGGUCGCGGCCGGGGGAGGCUUCGGGGCGAACUUAUCGGCCCGACGGAAGAGUGUUGCCCUGCGGACCGGAAGCUUCGACGAGCAACAGCUUCAGCGCACCGACCGUGAACCGUCACCGGCCAGUGCCAAAGGGUCGUCGCAUCUGGCGGCCCCCGGUGGCACCUCCUCACCGCACUCGCCCAAGUUUUUCCGCACGCAAAGCUUCGGCGACCGGUUGCUCGCCUCGUCGCCCAAGUUUGUAAAGUCGAAAAAGAUUUUCCUCUCCGUCGGACCGAAAUCGUCCUCCUCGACGGCGCUGUUCUAUGCACCGGAGGUGCCGACGGCCAACGUGAAGGGAUCGCCCGCCGGUGGAUCUUCGUUUGGGUCGCGCCGGAAAAACGUCGACGGAUGUACCGCACGGCCUCAGGCACAUAUUGCGGAGCCCACGCCAACCGAGGACGGUGGCCACGAGCCGGCGGACACGCACGAUCCUCUCAUUGCCUUCCGGGACGAGCUGCGGCAGCUGAGGCAGCUUCAGAAGGAACGCUUUCGAUCCCGCAGUAGCAGCAUUUCCGUGGAGCGUUGGAAUGAAAACGCUUCCGGUCAGAGUACUUCCGCUACCGAACUUAUUUCUAGACGAGGUGUCUUUUCUCGACGGCACUAUGGAUCCGUGGAUCAGCUGCCGCAGUCGGAAAUUGAUGGAUUAGAUCCCAACUGUCGCCGGUUUCGGCUGGAAAAUGGGGAAUCGCUAGCGGAAAAGGAUGAGGUUUUCGGGUCGCCCAGCAUCCCCAUUCUGGAGAAUCCGGAACAUCAAACGCGAUGGUACUUUAAGUACUUUUUGGGAAAAUUGCAUCAAAACUAUGUCGGGAUGGAUUCGGAGAAGAGCCCCUACUUCCUCUCGAUCGUGUCGCAGGACUCGGGCAGCAAGUGUAUGCCACUGUACCGCGUGAUGCUGUUCCGGAAACAGGGUGCACAGAAACUCGCCCUUCCGUACAACCCCCAGCAGAAGCUGACGGUGAAGCAGAUCCUGGCCAACUUUGCGCUGAUGGACGCGAGCAAGUCACCGAAGGAGAUCUUCUCCGCCGACAUCCAGAAGGAUCUGCUGCUGCUCGAGGAGCAGGAGGGCUCGGUGAACUUCAAGUUUGGCGUCGUGUACAUGAAGGCAGGCCAAAAGCUGGACGACGAGAUGCUGAGCAAUGAAAGCGGAAGUGAAGAAUUUGACGAUUUCCUGUCCCUCUUGGGCGAAAGAAUACGACUGAAGGACUGGGAGCGGUACCGUGGGGGGCUCGAUGUGAAAGGCGAUAUGACGGGAAAGUACUCCAUCUACACGCUGUACGAGGGUCACGAAAUUAUGUUCCACGUAUCGACACUACUGCCCUUCAGCAGAGAUAAUCGACAGCAGGUCGAACGGAAGCGCCACAUUGGCAAUGAUAUCGUCAACAUCGUGUUCAUCGACGAAGGCUCAUCCGGAGAGGAGACGGAGUUUAUCCCGAACAACGUGAAAAGUCAAUUUACACAUGUUUUCGCUGUCGUGACAAAGCGUGGAACCCGCUACCGGCUGGCCGUCUACUGCGACGAAACGGUUCCACCGUUUGGCCCCACACUUCCCAACCCACCGGAGUUUGAGGAUCCGGCCGUCUUCAGGGACUUUCUGCUGGUGAAGCUGAUCAACGGUGAGAAGGCCACCUUCCAAACGCCAACCUUCGCAAGGAAGCGUGAACGGACGCUGGAAAUGUUGAUAAAGGACCUGUACGAGGAGUAUGUGCACGACAAUAAAAUGAACAUGCUGAACAGAAGAGCCUUCUCGGAGGUCCUGUACGAUGCGCCACGCACGUCGAAGCUAAAGGAGGACGCCCGACAGGUGGAGUUUGUUCGCAUUGGCCAAGCGCUCAAGCUGGAAGCGAUCGUUCGAGGGGACGCUCCGACCAGCAUAGCGUCGGCUGGGACCGUAUUCAAGAGGCCACCCUGGGAGCCUCAGUGCUUCUACCCGACGUUCCAGCCUCGCAACGACCUGGUCGGCGACAGCUGGGGCCAGGACCAGGUGUUUCUCGCCUCGGACGAAGGUACAUAUCUCAUCAAGGAGGACCAAACACACCGGACCGUGUUCGAUCGGACGCUGUGCGUGAAGCAGAUGAACGUGGUCGAGGAUCACGGCAUCAUGCUGGUGCGGGGUGGGUCGGCUGUGCAGAAGGACGGACACCGGAUACACGUGUUCCGGCUGAACGAGUUCACCGACGAUCGGUUGGUGCAGCGGUCACGCGUUGACGUGAAGGAGCGUCGGAUCGAGAAGACACGCGGCUGCCACCUGUACGCGAUCUCGCGGGCCGGCGAAGCGCAUCUACGGAUGGCGGUGGCGGUGGGCAGGAAGCUGCUGAUCUACCAGUGGAAACAUACGGCCGCCUGGACGUCUUGGUGCCCGAACAGUGAUAACGAUACAGUAGAGGGGUUCCUGUUCCUGAAGGAGAUCCACCUGCACGACUCGCCGACGAUUAUGACGAUCCUGGAGGGGUCCUGUCCAAAUGCGGGCCUGCUGAUAUGUGUCGGCUAUCGGCACCACUUUGAGAUCGUGUCGGAGCUGACCGGACACGCGACGAAGUUGCACGAGACGGACACGCUGAAGCGAUCCCAGACGCACCUGGUGGCUGCAUUGGAUCUCUACGAUGGCCAGGAUACGGAGCUUCUGUUGUGUUAUAAUCAUACCUGCCACUUCCAGAAGCUAUCGGAGGAGUGUAACAACAGCACCGAGUUUGACUUCCAGUUCAACACGCCACCGACCUCGGUUGUGUGUGCAUUCCCGUACAUCAUCGCAUUCACCCCCGACACGAUGGAGAUCCGGCUGCUGGUCAACGGAAACCUCGUGCACACGGUCACGAUGGCCGAACUGCAGCUGAUCACGUCCAAGAAGGACAUCUUCUUCGUAACGACCGCCCCCGAGUUCAUUCCCAAAGGUGCCAAACUGCGUGGCCUCGAUGCGGAGGACCACGAGCAGAUGAACCGACCUCGGAUCGAGGAGAGCCGUGUUGCGCCAGAGGAGGAUCCCGCAGCGACCAGCCCUGGCCGAAGUAGACUGAGCUCGGACGAGGAUAACUCGACCGGUGCAUCCCCGGUUGCACCGACGGACGUAGAUCCAGCCGAAUCGGGCAAGGAUCUGACUCCGGCCGGCUCCGGACCGGGACUUGGACUUGUCACACCACAAAUUCAGCGUGCGAAAUCACUGCAAAACCCCAAGUCCGAGUCGGAUACGGUCGGUGUCAAACCGAAGGAGGUUACCCUCUCCGUCGACGACCUCAAGCGGCCGAUUUCGAAAAGUAACUCGUACGGUGAAGCCGGCACAUCUUUCUCCAUACCGACGACCACCUGUAGCAAAGAUCUGGCCAAACACUUCGGUGCCCAACCGUUACCGAACACCAAGGAUCUUUGUCGGCACUUUGGUGAAGCCUCGGUACCUCCCAACUCGCCACGCAACAGUACGAUCGUAAAGGGCACCUCGCCCAGUUCGCCGACACGCAAAUCAUUCAUUCGGCAACCCACGCUCAACCUCGGGAAGUCGCAGACGAACGACGGUGAAACGUCUCCUUCGAACGGCAGCUCGGCCAAUAAACCCCUGCGGGUGUACCGUAUCCCGCUGACGAACCUUACGGGGACACACGUGCAGUCGCACCACUACCACUAUCCCAGCAAUGAUCCCGCCAAAAAACCGACCGCCAUCGCGACCAAGAUGCACCCGAGUGCGGCCAUCGCAGCGGCCGUCGUGACCCGGCCGAGCGAAAGUGCUCAGGAGCGGGUCAGGCAGCUGCAAUCUUCGAACGAGGAGGACGAGGACGCCAUUUCACCGUGCGAUGAGCUGCCGGGGGGGCAUGCGGAAGCGACCGUCCCGGGUGGCGUGCCGGCGGCCAUGAGUAUCUUUGACCAGAUCCAACAGGAUCUUCAGGAGCUCAGCAUGAAGGAUAAGCUCGAAUCGGAGGAGCUUUGUAACUCGGUCUUGACGCAAUUGUAAGACGGUUGUUUCUUGAGGGUGGAAGAGGGAGCUCCUUGUCCAAUUUAUCAGACUGUAACUGUGCACAAUGUGGGAGGACACGGUUGGCUACACGCACAUACAACACUCCAGCAAUUACAUCAUCAUUAGAACUACAUCCCUUUCUCUCGCUGCCACAACUGUGUUGAGUUCUUGCACGUUCGACACGCAAGAAUGCAACGCUGUCUAAUGUAUGAAUUAAUCAAAACAUUAAAAACUAUGCUAAGAAAAUGGUUUCAUCAAACGUUCGCUUUCCGACGGAAAAGGAAGGUUGAUUGUUGAUAGUAGAGAAAACAGCAGUUCGGAAGAGAUGUUGAUAAAGGCAUCUGUGGAACCUGGCGAAUGUCAGCAACUAUCAGCAUCGGGUAAAAUGUUCAAUGACGCAGAAAAAAUAGGAUAGUGAUCGUUAUUUUCUGCCUCGUUCAACGGAUUGUUUGAUGCGGUGGGCAACAACAUUUGUUAGUGUGAAAAAAGGAAUUAUUUUAACAACCGUUACAAAAAUGCUUAGCACUAAGCUACAUUCAUUUUUUUCUAUCAUCUUACACUGCUCACUGCGAGCUUACGUUUUCGACCGUGCACUAAAGCGUAGCGUUAAUGUGACUGAAUCUAGAAAGUUCCUUACGGAUGCCAUGCCUUCUGCACCUGCACUUCAUUGGACCGCAGGUUGCUAAACGGUGGAACACUCUCGAAAUUGCUCCCGGUUCCGAUGUUUCGGCAGCAAACCUGCAUGAAUGGUAGUCCAACCGACGUACGGAUCAAUUCAAUCGAGCCCUUUGAAUUAAUCGUAUUCAUCUUUGGCGGAACAUACGAACCAAGGCGAUUUGAGUGGUACCACAAACACACAGUUAUACAGCUUGAAAUUUCCCUCCUUGGCCACGUGGACGGCCACUCUACGGUUCCACCGGAUAACCUUGUUUCGUUAAGUUAUCAUAACAAGUGCACGAGUUAUUAUUCCUCUCAACUCCGUAGGGUGGAAAAUUUGUUGAUAAAAUGGAUUCCUAUACGAGUCCAAAUCAUUGAAUUGCUUGCGAAGCUCAUAGUAAUUACAUGUCAUUAAACAUGCCGGCAUACAUAGCACAUAUACGAUGUAAGUGUUGAACCAAAAAAUAACAAUGUUAUCCCCUAGAAAAUGGUGCAAACAAUAUAUCAUUCAAAUACACAACCAACAAACUGAAAUGGGGGAGAAGAAACAGGCGUAUAGGUCGCCUGGCGGAAGAUAACAUACAACAUAACAAACUCGUUAACACGAGCAAUAAGAGAAUAUUAAUUUACCAAAGCAAGUAUUUUACAUUCGAACAAGUGUUAAGGUUAUCAAACAAGAUGAAACAAAUAAUGAACUAGUGCUCAUGGAAAACAGGUAGUAAAAACCAAAAUUAGUAAAGCAUAUUAUAUACACGGAAGGAGAUGAAACGCUACAACCCAACAACAGGGAAUUAGGGCAAAGGAUCUGCUGGCAGCAUUGCACUAUUUCGGAACCCCUACCCCCCAUUUCGUAAAGUGAUAGGGAGGUGGUUUCCACCCGGGCCACAUGAGUGCGCGCACGAGGUGGCGCCAAAAUCUCGUUGCUAAAAUCUUCUUCUCGAGAAGCCUUUUUAAAAAAAACAUGAACGUGUUUCCCUGUUUUUCUUGCGCUGUGAACUAACAUUAUUAACAGUAACUGAACCGACCUAAGCGAAUUGACAAAAACUUGUCCCAACACUGUCAAACCGACAAACUGUAUGUGUCCGGUCCGUCGAAUAUUAUUAGAUUCGAAAAACAUAAAGCAAAUAUACAUAUACACCAUUCAAGAAGACAAGGAGUCAAACAACAAAACACAAAAAUCUAUAUAUUAUUGUAUCGCAAACAUAUGUAAGGUAAACCAAAGAGACAGAGAUAAAGAGAGGGAACGCGAGAAAGAGAUGGUGAGAGAAAGGUACAGUAAACGAAUUAUAUUACCGAAUUGUAUUUACUAUUACUAUACUACUAUUAUUUACAAUCGCUAGAGCCUAUAUCCCUUCAGAAACAUGGAUCAUUUUACCGUGACAACAUAGGAAAAUAAAUAAUAAUGAGU